Molecule: messenger RNA, 567 nt
Organism: Ustilaginoidea virens
Lineage: Eukaryota; Fungi; Ascomycota; Sordariomycetes; Hypocreales; Clavicipitaceae
Exons: 2
Coding region: 1-567 (188 amino acids)
Source: RefSeq, a predicted model, not a curated record
AUGACUGUCGGCGCCGAGGACCAAUCACCCUCAAACGCCGCGGCGAGCACGCCCGCCAACGAGCAUCAGCUGCCCCCGCUGUCGGAUGACGACUUCCGCAUCUACAGCCGCAUGGCAGACCGCAUGCAGCAAUUCCACGACUACUUCCGGCAGACGUGGAACAUGCUCUACGAAGCGGCCUCUACCUCUCGGCGGCCCCCGAACCUCACCCUCCAGCAGUUCCUCUCCGAGGGCAUUUCCUUUGCCAGCCACCUCUCUGCUCACCAUGCCAUUGAGGAGGAGCACAUCUUCCCCCUGCUCGCGACGCGCAUGCCCGAGUUCAACCCCACGAGCGGCCAACUCGUCAAGCAGCACGCCCAGAUCCACAGGGGCUUGGAGGAGUUUGAGCGCUACGUGCAGAAGUGUCGUCGCGGGGAAGUGGACUUUGAAAUGGCGACGCUGAAGGAGAAGAUGGAGGGCUGGGGGGGCGUGCUUUGGGAGCACCUGGAUCAAGAGGUCGAGAUGUUGGGGGCUGAGAGGAUGAGGGCUGUCUGGACGAGGGAUGAAAUGAAGAGGCUGCCAAUGUGA